CGGCGGGGAGGCGGCGGGAGCCGCGGGGGUCCCGGAGGAGCCGGGGCUGGGCGCGGGCGAGGAGUCGCUGGAGGAGAAGCUGCGGAGCCUCACCUUCAGGAAGCAGGUGUCCUACAGGAAAGCAAUCUCCAGGUCAGGCCUCCAGCACUUGGCUCCUGUGCAUUCCCUCAACAUUGCAGUCUCCAAUGGACCUGUGAAGGAACCAAGGGCAGCGUUAGAGUGGACUGAAAAUGCUGUGAAUGGAGAGCAUCUGUGGCUGGAGACAAAUGUUUCUGGGGACCUCUGCUACCUGGGGGAGGAAAGCUGCCAAGUCAAAUUCUCAAAAUCUGCUCUGCGGAGGAAGUGUGCUGCGUGCAAGAUUGUGGUCCACAAUGCGUGCAUGGAGCAGUUAGAGAAGAUUAAUUUUCGCUGCAAACCAACUUUCCGAGAAGGGGGCUCCAGGUCUCCAAGAGAGAAUUUUGUCCGACAUCACUGGGUGCACAGACGGAGACAGGAGGGGAAAUGUAAGCAGUGUGGAAAGGGCUUUCAGCAGAAGUUCUCCUUCCAUAGUAAAGAGAUUGUGGCCAUCAGUUGUUCCUGGUGCAAGCUGGCGUUUCAUAACAAAGUCACCUGCUUCAUGCUACACCACAUUGAGGAGCCGUGUUCCCUGGGGGCUCACGCAGCUGUCAUUGUGCCUCCCACCUGGAUCAUUAAGGUGAAGAAACCUCAGAACUCAUUAAAGACUUCAACGCGACGAAAGAAGAGAACAUCUUUUAAAAGAAAAGCCAGCAAAAGAGGCAAUGAAGAUAACAAAGGUCGGCCAUUUGUGAUAAAGCCUAUCUCCUCUCCACUCAUGAAACCAUUGCUGGUUUUUGUCAAUCCAAAAAGUGGAGGGAACCAGGGCACCAAGAUUCUCCAAACGUUUAUGUGGUAUUUGAAUCCACGCCAAGUAUUUGAUCUCUCUCAGGAAGGGCCAAAAGAUGCGCUGGAGCUGUACAGAAAAGUGCCAAACCUGCGGAUCCUGGCCUGUGGUGGGGAUGGGACGGUUGGGUGGAUCCUCUCCAUCCUAGAUGAACUGCAGCUCAACCCCCAGCCUCCUGUGGCUGUCCUUCCACUUGGCACUGGGAAUGACCUUGCCCGCACCCUCAACUGGGGUGGGGGUUACACGGAUGAGCCAGUGUCCAAGAUCCUGUGCCAUGUAGAAGAUGGAACCAUUGUCCAGCUGGACCGGUGGAAUCUCCAGGUUGAGCACAACCCAGAUUUGCCACAGGAUGAGCUGGAGGAUGGGGCUCGUAAGCUUCCACUCAGUGUCUUCAAUAAUUACUUCAGCCUUGGGUUUGAUGCACAUGUUACACUGGAGUUCCAUGAAUCCAGAGAAGCGAAUCCAGAGAAAUUCAAUAGCCGAUUUAGAAAUAAAAUGUUUUAUGCAGGGGCAGCCUUUUCAGACUUUCUGCAAAGAAGCUCAAGAGAUUUAUCCAAGCACGUUAAAGUUGUGUGUGAUGGUACAGACCUGACUCCAAAGAUCCAGGAGCUGAAGUUCCAGUGUAUAGUGUUUUUAAAUAUUCCCAGGUAUUGUGCUGGCACAAUGCCCUGGGGAAACCCUGGAGAUCACAGAGACUUCGAGCCUCAGCGGCAUGAUGAUGGCUACAUUGAAGUCAUUGGGUUCACGAUGGCCUCACUGGCUGCUCUCCAAGUGGGUGGUCACGGAGAGAGGCUGCAUCAGUGCCGUGAGGUGACGCUUUUAACAUACAAGUCAAUCCCCAUGCAAGUGGAUGGUGAACCUUGUCGUUUGGCUCCCUCGCUCAUUCGGAUCUCAUUAAGGAACCAAGCCAACAUGGUGCAGAAAAGCAAGAGGAGAACAUCCAUGCCUCUGCUGAAUGAUCCUCAUUCCAUCCCAGAUCGCCUGCGGAUCAGAGUGAACCGGAUUAAUUUGCAAGAAUAUGAGGGGCUACUUUAUGACAAGGAAAAACUGCGUGAAGCUUCUAUCCCCUUAGGAAUUAUAGUUGUACGAGGAGAUUGUGACUUGGAGACCUGUCGGAUGUACAUUGACCGUCUUCAAGAGGACCUACAGUCGGUAUCUUCUACUACACAGAGAGUUCACUACCAGGACCAAGAAAGCUCUUUCCCAAGAGUGCUUUCUGUUCAGAGGCUCUCUCCUAGAUGGUGCUUCCUAGAUGCAACUUCUGCUGAUCGUUUUUACCGCAUUGACAGAUCUCAGGAACAUUUGCACUUUGUGACGGAAAUUUCGCAGGACGAGAUUUUUAUUCUGGACCCAGAGCUGGUAAUGUCACAGCAGGGGGGGACGCCACCCGGAAUGCCUGAUCUGGUAGUGGAGCAGGCCUCUGGAAUAUCAGAUCGGUGGAACUCUGCGGUUCGAAAGAGGAUGCUGAGCGACAGUGGCCUUGGCAAGAUUUCCCCGCACUACGAGGUACCCGACAAACAAAAGGACGCCAGCCAGACCCAUAUGCUGCAGUCACCAGUCUCUUCAGAAGAUCAAGCACUUUUACAGGCAGUCAUAGCUGGUGAUCUGCUGAAGUUCAUAGAAUGCUGUAAAAAAGGAGCCAAUUUGUUAAUCCAAGGACCCGACCAUGGCUCCUUGCUGCACCACGCUGCCAAGACUGGGCACGGCGAGAUUGUGAAAUAUAUCCUGGAGCAUGGUCCAUCUGAAUUGCUGGACAUGACAGACAGCGAAACGGGUGAGACGGCGUUACAUAAGGCGGCCUGCCAGCGCCAUCGUGCCAUCUGCCAGCUCCUGGUGGAUGCGGGAGCCUCGCUGAGAAAGACAGACUCAAAGGGUAAGACCCCUCGUGACAGGGCUCAGCAAGCUGGUGACCCAGAUCUGGCCUCCUACCUGGAGAGUCGACAGAACUACCAAAUGGUUCCCCAUGAGGAUCUGGAGACAGCAGUCUGAUGUCUGAAAACGGCAAAGAGGAUCCUUGGAAAUAGCAAGGCUGCACCUGAGCACUUGGGCAUCAUGUGAGAAAGAAGCUGAUGGAAUCAAUGUGUCUCUUGCUCUUGUGGAAAAUAUCUGAGGACAUGCCACCGGUUUCUAAGGGCUACUGAGUCUUGCCACGGAACAGUUAGGUUCCAUAAGUUAGCCCAUGAUGGAUGAGGUGGGACACUCAAAGGUCUGUGGAAUCCAUGGGCCACGGAAAUUUACCUUUAUUGCUUCCAGCAAGUAGCAUGAACUUCUCCCAUGUUCAUCUGUACAAUUUAUUAAAAAACAAGAAAAAGAAAAAAGAGAAGUUGGUGUGGGGGAACCAAGCUAACUGGGACAUUAAAACACCAAGCCAGGCCCUCCUUCAUCCCUACAUUUUUCUGCAUACCUUUAAUUCUCCCAUUCAUCUCACUUGUCAUCAGUUAAAUAAUACCUGUUAUCUCUGUGUUUUCACAAAUGGUCAGGCAGUAGCAAAAAUUUUGAGGAGCUCUGGAUGCCCUUACGAAAAAACAUUUUUACCUGCUGUGUUCCCUCUCUUGCUGUCCCAUCAGAAGUUGCUUCCUCAGUGUUCAAUCACUGGGGAGUUUUCUCACUGUUGGAGAGAAUUCUGCCUAUUGCCUUGUUUUCUAGGGUGUGGGACACAGUUAAAUUUACAGCAGUAACAAAAUCUAACCUCCUCAUUGUUGCUGGGUAUGUGGUUAUGGUAUCCUCAUGAGACAGGCGUUUGAAUGGAAAGGAGUUAUAAGGGAUAUAAAGCAUUGUAUGACAGAGCAGAAAUCUACCCUUAAGGUUUCUUGCAUCACCGUUGAGCUUAUAACGACCAACUGGGUUUGCUCAGGUUUCAGACCUAUCUAAAAGCUGAUAGCUAUUUUUUACUUCUGGCAAGACGGGUUUUACGAUGGGGAGAGGAAACCUGGAAGGCUAUCUGUCAGCCAUGAACAAAUGAACAGGCACUGCCCUGGUCAUAUUGGGAAUAGGAAAACCUCCUCUGGCUGAGCCUGUAAACUACCUGAUUCCCUAAGGGAUGGGGAACAAAGUUUUAAAGAGAGGCUCUCCCCCUGGAGAAGGACAGGCAGCAGCUCUUUGCCUCAUUGCUUACUAUAGACUUGGAAACUUAAACUUGCUUAGCCACUAUAAAGGCCAGUUGUGUCUACUGUACUCGUCUGUUCUCUGUCUUACCUCAAAGAUUAUAACCACAAAAGAAGAAAAAGCAGACAUACACAGACAUACACAAAAUGUUCACCUUCAGGUUUUCAAUCACUAAAGACAAUUCAGCUGCCAGAAAUAGCAGAGCUUCCACUUUGCUCAGUUCUUAUGAAGAUCCUCAUGGCCCACUUUUGGCAUAAUUCUUGCAAUAGAUUUUUGAAUUUUGCUUUGCUGUUUGAUUUUGAAAGAUCCAAUGGUGUUUGGUUUCACAUGCAUUGCUAGGGGAAGAUCUCCAUUAGAUGGUGAUCAUCAGGAUUACAUCCAAUUUGGAAACCAUGGAAAAAACUCAGGUCAUUAUUCAGAUAAGUUUUUCUUCUUCCUCAGUAGAAGUUGUAAAAAUGAAAUGAAUGAGAUUCCUUUCUUUUUCUUUUCCUCUCUCCCUCCCUUCUUUCCUUCCUGCUUCCUUUUUCUUUUCUUUUUUUUUGUUGUUUUCCUUUUUCCUUUUUUCUUUUUUUUUCUUUUUUCAUUUUUUUCCUUUUUUGUUUUCUUUUCUUCUCUCUUUCUUCUCUCAUUCUCUCUUUUUCCUUCCUCCCUCCCUCCCUCCUUUCCUUCCUCCCUUCCUCCCUCCCUUUCUCUCCUCCUUUCUUUCUUGACAAGAGAGAUUGUUGUGGCAGAAAGGGAAGAGCUAAAAUAUAUAUAUAUAUUAUUUUUUUUCAGUUUUCAAAAGUUCAUUUGAUAUGAGCAAAAUAUUUCUUCAGUAUUUCUUCCUCUGGAAGGAAACUAUAUAUAUUUGUAAUCUAUAGAUCAAUGGUGACAUGAAAUGUAUUUUGUCUUAUUUUCUAUCUUUACCUUUCUUGUUUAAAAAAUAAAAUAUGAAAGCCAAAUUCCUUCCCUUGAUAAUAAUACAGGGGCUUGUGGCAAAGCUGUAUAUAUUAGAACAGAAUUUGGCAAAUGUUAAAACAUCAGAGUAUAAUUUUUGUGUAUGUGAAACUUGCAUAAGGAAGAUCCUCAUGCUGUGGUUUCAUAGUAGGCCUUGCAUCAUUUCCCAGCUGUGAGGAAAGACAACACUGUAAUAUUUCUAUAUAUUUGACUAAAAAUAUGAAUGAUAUUAGUAUCAGUUGUAUCUUUUUGCUGUUUUACUGGUGUGAGAAACUGAGGAAGCUUCAAAGAUACCAGGGGCUGGAUUCUGUCCUGUGCUGAGGCCAGAUUGGGGCCUAAGCAGAGGAUGCUGAGUGAGCACCUUGCAGCUCCCUCGUCCUGAAGUCGCAUGAAGAAGGUGGAACAAUAAAGGCUUGCUCUGAUCACAGGUAGCCUCCAGAGGCCAUGUGCGAAUUGUUAUGAUGGAGCCAGGUUCGGUCCCUCACCAUCCCCAGUAUUCCUUCCCUCAGUGAUGCGUCCCUCUUUCCUGGGGGGAGUCCAUAGCAGGGGCUGGCUCUGGAGCAGCUUGUCAGGAACGGUCAGAUUUCCUGAGCUCCUUGGUGCCAUUCGGGCUGCUGAAAGGAGCUGGAGCACACAUGAGAGCCUGGCAUGCUUUCUUCCCUGGCAGCUGGAGUGCCAUGCUAUGAUCAGAGUGAGGUGGUCAUGCCUCUGGAAAGCUUCCUGCUGUGUGUAUGUGGUAGGAGGCAGUUACUGUGUGAUGAAAAUUGAACCCCAGCACUGGAGAUAGGAGAGUAGCCGGCUGUAUGUAGUGCCUUUUAAUAUUCAACGUGUCCCAAAGCACUGCACAAGUAAUGCAUAGAUACUGGCCAUCUAUUGUAUGUGUAGAUAACAGAGCACGCACAUUUUUUUCUGUGAUGGCUCACACACAGCCAGGGAUAUCAGAGCGUGGUUCACUAAGGGAUGGAGUUUGGGGCCAGGAUACUGGUUAUUUCCUACUCCUUCCCCAGUGCUACUGUAUUCUCAGUUUUGGACAGCCACCACAAGUGGCUCUGCAGCAGUUAACAGUGACACGUGCAUAUUGAAUCUCUUGAGCACUGGGGGUUUAGCUUAGGACAGUAUCAUUGUGCCUACACUGUGCAGGGCCCAGAUUUCAGCGUGCAGCUGGAAGCCCACUUAAAUGACAUGUAAAACAUUUUGAUUUACUAAAAGUGUCUGUGGCUGUGUCUAUUUAUGUGUGCAUAUUGCUAUAUAUAUGUAUAUUUAUGAAUAUCAGUAUGCAUAUAUAUAGACUCAUGCACACUUUUAGAACUGUGCCAUUUGAAUGACAAAGUACCUAGGGAUGCUCAGCUACUGAGGUUGCCGGACUGACAAAAUGUCGUUUUCCAUUUUAAUUUGUUAUUAAAGGGGACCCUUUUCAGUAAAACUGAGGAGCUCCUGAAUUGUUCCAUUGUACUGGUUUGACUAUCUCAUUCUGGAGUUAAAUG
This is a messenger RNA of Cygnus olor (mute swan), 6426 nucleotides long. It is a transcript of the gene DGKI, whose product is annotated as diacylglycerol kinase iota. Gene Ontology annotation, biological process: diacylglycerol metabolic process; lipid phosphorylation; intracellular signal transduction. Gene Ontology annotation, molecular function: ATP-dependent diacylglycerol kinase activity; protein binding. NCBI's taxonomy places the organism in Eukaryota, Metazoa, Chordata, Aves, Anseriformes, Anatidae. Gene Ontology annotation, cellular component: nucleus. The record is from RefSeq and is a predicted model, not a curated record.